Molecule: messenger RNA, 1911 nt
Organism: Clonostachys rhizophaga
Lineage: Eukaryota; Fungi; Ascomycota; Sordariomycetes; Hypocreales; Bionectriaceae
Source: the annotation of a GenBank genome assembly
AUGACGUCUGUGGAAACAACUGAUGUGCUUGUUUGCGGCUGUGGGCCCACAGGGGUCAUGUUGUCAGUGUUACUUGGACGGCACGGUGUUCAGAAUAUUGUGCUGGAACGCGACCUUGAAGUGAACGUCGAUCCCCGUGGAAUCGCUCUGGACGAGGACGGCGUGCGUUAUCUGCAAGCUUGUGGGAUAUAUGAUAAAGUAUUUUCUGAGAUUGGCCAAUGUGUGGGAAACUUUCGGUUCGUUGGCGGCGUUCAUAACAAUCUUCAUAGGAAACCGUUCAUGGUAAUGAACUACAACACCACUGAAGGGGGUACUGGACAUCCAGGCUUUAUUUGUCACAAACAACCGGUUAUUGAGACCAAUUUACGGUCACGUCUGGUAGCCGAGCCCACUUCAGAUCUCCGUCUCGGCUCAACCGUCACCUCAAUCCGCGAAGAUGAGCAAUGGGUUUUCGUAACAUACCAAGACGCGGCUGGCCAAGAAAAGCACAUUCGCAGCCGUUUCGUGGUUGGUGCUGAUGGGAAAACGGGUUUCGUGCGGAAGAAGUAUCUGGAGCCGAGAGGAAUUCGUCUAGAAACCGUCUCUCAGAUGCCUUACGAGGAGACCUGGGUCGCGCUGAAUUGGAGAAUAUCGUUACCCACUCCAAAAACGCAUCCCAGAUUCCCGCUUUGGGAGAAAGGAUACACACCCGAGCAGGUCUACGAUGCCUUCUUCCCUUCGGAGUUUCGGUUUUUGUGUAAUCCAAACCGCCCUGCUGUAUGCGGUCGAUUUGGAACAAGUGAGGAUCGGCUCUGGCGUUUCGAAUUCGUAAUUCGCCCGGAUGAGGAUGGCCACACAAUGGCAAGCCCACAGAAGAUCCGCGAAGUGGUAUUCCCUUAUAUCACGCAUCCGGGAAGCACCUACGGGCUCGAUAUCAGUGCGAUACAUUACCCAGAUGACUGUAUUGAAGUGCUUCGCUCACGGCCAUUCAAGUUUUCGGCCCGAAGCUGUAACAGAUGGUCCCAGGAUCGGGUGAUUCUAUGUGGAGAUGCCGCGCAUGUAUUUCCGCCAUUUGGAGGCCAAGGAAUAGCAUCUGGCUUUCGAGAUGCUAUCGGGCUCGCCUGGAGACUUGCCAUCGCUACACGUCAACCCUCCUCCACGGAGACCGCCAAUUAUCAUAAGUUGUUGGAAGGGUGGUACACCGAACGAAAGCAACAACUGGAUAGGUCUCUAGCAUCGACUGUGGAGAAUGGCAGCUAUGUAACGGAAGGGAACUGGUUUAAGAUAUUCGUCAGAGAUUGGUAUCUUUGGCUUAUACAGCUUGUUCCCAGCUGGAAGCAUCAAUUGGAGCAGGGCAACCGCCGAGAUGGGAUGGUGAGAUACUCCUAUCAGCCCAAUAAAGGCAUGGCAUUCUUGGCACAUCUUGGGGGCGGGAUCAACUUUCCCCAGGUCUACUGUACCAAGCUCAGUCGCAACGAUGCUGCAGACCCUAUCCAAUUCACGGAUGACAUCAUUUUUGAGAAAAAGAAGAAAGGCCUGUUCCAGCUUGUGGUGUUAUUGAAAUCUGCAGACGAGGUUACUGACGCCCACGAGAUCUUAAGAUCUCAGGAUGCCAACUCGCCCGGGUUACUUCACAUAGACGAGGCUACCUUCAUUAUCAAUACCACGCGAACCUAUUCUAACCAAGGUUUUAGAGAUAAGACAGUGCUUCAUCGAUUGGUAACUGGUGAAGAGUUUGCGGCAGACACAUCUCUCUGCAAGGGCCGACCAAAACCUCAAUAUUACGAUCCCUACAGAAUGUCUAGAGAAGUGUCUGGGAAACCAUUUGUGAUUCUGAGGCCCGAUCGUUUUGUAUUUGCAGCUUGCUCGACAAAGGCAGAGUUGAGAGAGGCUCUUGCAGCUUUGGACUUGUUAAGUAUGGGAAACCUAUAA